Messenger RNA from Pichia membranifaciens NRRL Y-2026, 1062 nucleotides. RefSeq lists its product as hypothetical. The transcript has a single exon. The record is from RefSeq and is a predicted model, not a curated record. Bases 1 to 1062 code for a protein of 353 amino acids. NCBI's taxonomy places the organism in Eukaryota, Fungi, Ascomycota, Pichiomycetes, Pichiales, Pichiaceae. Gene Ontology annotation, molecular function: hydroxypyruvate reductase [NAD(P)H] activity; NAD binding; glyoxylate reductase (NADPH) activity. Gene Ontology annotation, cellular component: cytosol.
AUGUUUUUGAAAAGAGUCUGUAGAAACUAUUCCACGGGAAAAAGCUUGACAGUUUUACGUCUAGGUCCAACAAGAUUUGCGCAGCAAGCUUGGUCAAAUCUGGUGUCGAAAAACAACGUUAAAGUCGUCGAGACAGAUGCAGCAAAUCGGGAACAAUUCAUAUCUGAGUUGAAGAGCGGUAAAUUUGCAGAUGUCGACUUUAUCACAAGGACUUUCGAAAGUUUCAAACAAACUGGAAUGAUGGACAAACAAUUACUCAAGCUCAUCAAGGAGCAUACCAAAGUCAAAGCUAUGUCGCAUAACGGGGCAGGAUACGAUCAAGUUGAUGCCAUUGAGUGUGGAAACUUGAAGAUACAAUUGUCGAAUGUUCCAAGCUUGGUGGAUGAUGCAACUGCAGAUACGGCAGUUUAUUUACUGCUUGGAGCUAUGCGUAAUUUCCAGCUUUCCUCAGAAAACAUGAAAAAGGGCCAAUGGAAAACACAAAAAUGUGCAGGUACGCCUAUUGGACACGACCCAGAAGGUAAGGUUUUGGGUAUUCUCGGUAUGGGUGGUAUUGGCAGAACCAUUAGAGACAGACUGGUGCCAUUUGGUUUCAGCAAAAUUUUAUAUCACAAUCGUCACCAGCUUCCAAAGGAACUUGAAAAAGGGGCUAUUUACUGCAAGACUCCCGAAGAGUUGUUCAAGGAGUCCGAUGUCAUCAGCAUAAGUAUUCCGUUAAACAAGAACACGAAGCAUAUUAUCAACGAGAAGUCUAUCGGGAUUAUGAAGGAUGGUGUUGUCAUUGUGAACACUGCGAGGGGACCUGUUAUUGACGAGUCUGCGCUCAAGACGGCGUUAAAGAGCGGAAAAGUUGCUGCAUUUGGUGCCGACGUUUGGGUAAACGAACCAAACGUUGACCCUGAGCUGAUCAGUUUAUCGAAUGUUGCGUGCUUGCCACACAUGGGCACCCACACUGUGGAGACCAUGAAGGCUAUGGAGGAGUUUGUUGUUGAGAACGUUCAGACAUACAUUGACACCAACAAAGUUCUCACCAUGGUUCCUGAAUUGAAAGGGAAGUUUUAG